ACAAUAAAAUCACCUAAUAAAACAAAGAAGAAAAAAAAAUAUAUAUAUAAAUAUAUAUAUAUAUAUUCCGACGAGGGUGAUCGAAACGGCGAUGGUUGACCAGCAGCGUAGUCGGCGUGUUGCCGUGGUGGCGGUGCUAUUAUUACAACUGGUGGUAGUGAGCGAUCUGUGGAAUACCGUGGGAGCUGCGAAUUCGGUGUCGGCUUUCGUUCAGAACGCAAUUUUGUCCAACAAGAUUGUCAUCUUCUCCAAGUCCUACUGCCCGUAUUGCUUGCGGUCGAAACGUAUAUUCAGACAACUUAAGGAAGAGCCAUUUGUUGUUGAGCUUGAUCUGAGAGAGGAUGGAGAUCAAAUCCAGUAUGAGCUUUUAGAAUUCGUUGGUCGCCGUACUGUCCCUCAAGUUUUUGUUAACGGCAAGUAUAUCGGUGGAUCUGAUGAUCUUGGAGAUGCUCUGGAGAAUGGUCAGUUGCAAAAGCUUCUUGCUGCCAGUUGAUUUUGCACAACCUGGAAUGUGAAAUUUAAUGUGAUUUAGAGGAUAUAGGGAUACUAUUUGCUAGUAGUAGUAGACUGAAUAAGUGAUAUUGGUAUGUCUCUGUGUAUCGGUUUCUCCUUAUAAAAGUUAUGAUGAUGAUGCAUUGAUAAAAGUCUUGAUCUUUCGUUAUCACCAUUGCUCUGGUGAUGGUUUUUGCUUAA
Molecule: messenger RNA, 693 nt
Organism: Camelina sativa (false flax)
Lineage: Eukaryota; Viridiplantae; Streptophyta; Magnoliopsida; Brassicales; Brassicaceae
Product: glutaredoxin-C3-like
Biological process (GO): cellular response to oxidative stress
Cellular component (GO): cytoplasm
Molecular function (GO): glutathione disulfide oxidoreductase activity
Source: RefSeq, a predicted model, not a curated record